AUGAAUGUAUUUUGCAAAUGCACAAAUUCAUAUUAUCUGGCUGACGAUAAAGUUUGUGUAAAUUCAUGCCCUUCAAAUUUCGAUUCAAAUACGUGAGUUGCUAAUUCAUGUGGUGCACCCAAUGGGAGUGAUGCAAUUAUAUUUGAAUUGAAAUUUACAGAAAUGCAAGACUUGACAGCUACCUACAUCACAAAUUCUGCUAACUCUAAUGAAAAAUUUCUCAAUCCAGGUUCCAUCUCAUACAACUCUGCCACUCAUAAUUCUCCGUUACCAACAGUCGAUCGUGGCUUUUAUUUUGCUUCAACAUCAAGUAUGACAAGCGAUCAACACUAUACCCCCGCCCUCUAUUUUACUUUAAAUUUAUGAAUAAAGCCUCUUGCAAGUGGAGAAAUUUUAAAUACCAUUUUUAGUUCAACUAAAUAUAUAAGGAUAUGGGCUGAUUCCUCAGGUGUAUAUAAAUUUAGUGGGACAAUUUAUGAUUCAAGCAAUAAUGCUAAUCCAAUAUCAGGAGCAAGCACAAUAAGCUAUACGUCAUCAUGGCAUAAAGUUUCUAUAGUUCUUGAACAAAUUUCAUGCACUGAAACUACGAUAUCAUUUUAUAUAAAUGAAAUUGGGGCUGGGUCAUCUACAAUAAGCAGCUCUGAAGCAAGAUUUGUGGGUGGAGUAGCCUAUACAUGGACUCUUGGGAAUAUUAGUCCAACAAACUCAUUUAGAGGGUUUAUUUAUUGACUCCAGGCAAGAGCUGAUACUAUGACUUCAAGCUUUUCGGCUAUGGCAAGCCAGAUUAAUUGUGUUGAUAACCAAUAUUGAGAUGGGUCUGCUUGCCAAAAUUGUGAUUCGAGCUGUCCAACUUGGCCUUGGUGCAUUAGAGGAGGUAGUUGCAGCAUUUGCUAUACACUAGACUGUAUUAGCUGCUAUGGAUAUUCUGUUUCAAUGUGCACGUCAUGCACCACAGGUAUUUUUAUUUUUAACCAAAUAUUUUUUUUUAAAUAAAUUUAGUAUUUUUUUUAAAAAAUAUUAGUAGCUCAGGUAUAGUUCCUGGAUGCUGCGAUUAUCUUGCUACAACUUGCACGCAAACUUGAUCCAAUACAGCAUGCAAUAGUGGAAAAGUUCUGAUUGGAGGAAUUUGCUUGCAUGCUUGCCCAUAUGGGUUUGGAAAUUGUGCAGCUGUUUCUACAGCUGUUAUAACAGCUGAUUUUACAGGUUCAUUUUCUGGAAGCUACAGCACAGCACUGAUUACAGCUACAAGCUCUUCAAGUUACAAUUUUUGGAAUUCUCCAGAAAACUCAGAUCCAUUUCCUGUCAAAAGCAGAGGACUAUUUUUCAACUCAAAUCAAUUUUUAUCUGGAUCUGUAAAUCUAUCUAACACCUGAAGUAUAGGCUUGUGAGUUUAUGCUAUUAGUGGAACUAUUAUUAGCCAUAGCUCAGGCAAACUCACUAUUGAUUCCAGUGGAAUUAGUUUUUCUUUAGAAAAAUGGGAUGGAGCAUCUGCAACUAAUUCCGCUUCACAAUCUAUCACUUUAAACGUAUGAAACUAUAUUUCAUACUCUGUUAGGUUUGCGAAUAAAAUCACUACAGCUACUCCUUACUUUAAUAAAGUUGCUGGGACAUCAACCACUACAACUAAUUAUGUGUUUAGGUUACCUUCGGGAGGGACAUUAUAUAUUGGCAAAGGUUCAACAAACUUUAAUGGAUUUAUCGCAAAUUUUAUGCUAUGGCAAACCACAAUCAGUGAUUUUUCUGGGUUUUACAGUAUCAAUACAUUGACAGGAGGCUCUGUAUCAGUUUUAUGACCAUGCGAUUAUUAUCAUUAUUAUGAUGGAUCUGCAUGCCAGUCAUGCUUAGGGUCUUGCACAAUUGGCUGUACUAGAGGAACCUCUUGUUAUAUCUGUGACGACUUUUUAUGCUCUAAAUGCUCCUCUUUUUGGUCAGGCGCCUGCACUUCAUGCAUUUCUAAUGCAUCUGGAUCUCCAUGCCAAUGCAAUUCUGGCUACUAUCAGCCUACAAAUCAAGCUCUAUGCUCAGCGUGCUAUACAGGAUGCGCUCAUUGUACAGGACCAUCUUAUUAUUUAUGCACUGCUUGCAGCUCCAACUAUUUUUUAUAUAAUAGCAACUUUUGUGUUUCAAAUUGUGCGACUGGAUAUACUGAAAACUCAUCCUCAAAAACUUGUGUUUUCAAUUCCUUCACUGGGUUAAGUAUCAUUUUUUAUGACAAAAUAGUACUUGAUUCAAUUUCAGGAGUAUCAGUAGGGUCUACCAAUACGAACACUUACCCAACAUAUGAUUCGAAUGACCCAUAUCCAGCCUAUCUUAGAGGAUACUAUUUUACUGGCACGACUUAUCUCUCAGCACAGGUUGUGACUGGGCCAUAUUUUACUAUUUCCACUUGAAUUUAUCCAACUGGUCUAGGGACAAUAUUCUCUAAAACAGUUUCUGGUAACGAAAUACUUUGCCUUGAAAUUUCAAAUUCUGGCUUUCCCAAACUUUCUCUUAUUUUGAAUGAUUCUUCGACCUUUUCUGUGACUUUAAACUGCAAAUACAUUAAAUAACUGAAAUUUUAUUGCAUUUACAGGGAAAAUUGACUCAAACUAUAAAACCGCUAUAAAUUCCUAUUUAAAUUCUCAAACUAAAGACUAUGAUUCAUCUACUAAUCUCGCUUAUUUCCAAGAUAGCAGCUCAGGCACUUUCUAUAUUGGAACAAAAUCUAGCCUAAGCAAUGGAUUUAAAGGAUUUUUAUAUGAUAUUACUAUAUAUAAUACAAACAAUCUGCAAAACAAUGAUUCUUCAACAUCUAGCUGCACCUCACCUUGCUCAAUAUGCCCUAGUGACUACAAUUGUCCAGAUUCUUGCUCAUUAUCACAAUACAAUAAUGGCUCAUCCUGUGUAAAUUGUAAAGCAUCUUGCACCAAAGGCUGCAGAUCUACCGACACUUGUAGACUUUGCAAAACUAAGGAAUGUAAUAGUUGUACUUCAUUCUCAGGGUCUUGCACAAGCUGCAUAACAAAUGCAGAAUCAGACGGAUCAAAUGGAUGCAAAUGCAAAAAUAAUGCAUUUUGGUCAGCUAAUUUAGAAAGCUGCGAACUAUGCGAUUCACUUUGUGCUGUUUGCAAGCAAACGACUUAUUUUGAAUGUAAUUCUUGUGUUUCAGGCAAACAGCUAGUAGGAGUGCUAUGUCUUAAUGAUUGCCCAUUUGGCUAUGGGUCUUCCUGUUCUCCAGUCUCAACUGUUGUAAUUGACCUAUGCUUUUAUACAGAUUUUCAAGGAGGAUAUGGGACUUUUACUACAGGAGCAGACUCUUCGAAGUACCAACACUUUGCAUCCCCUGAAACGGUUGACCCAAUCCCGACUUAUUUAAGAGGCCUUUAUUUUGAUGGCAACAAGUACUUAUUAUCAUCUCAGUCUAUUUACAUCUCGCACAGUUUUACUAUAGGAGUUUGGAUAUAUGAAAUCACCAAUGGAGACUUUUUACAAAAACAAACCAGACUUAAAUUGUCAUCAACAGGUGCAAUAACUGCUAUAAUGGACGACAGAGCCCAAACAUCAUCUACUGUGACCUUAUCUCCUACUUCUUCAUUUACAUAUUGAACUUACUUAUCAAUUACAAUCUAUUAUACCUCAAAUGCAUCUGUGCUUUCUCUUUAUAUCAAUGGAGUCUCAGCCGGGUCUACCACAAUUGCUGAAAAAAUAUAUCGAGAUGAUGCAUCUACAAAUUUGCAGCUGGGAAAAAGUAGCAGUUCAGGCUUUGUUGGGUUUAUUUUUUAUUUUCAGCUUUGGAAUGCAGCAGUUACAGAUUUUACCACAAUUAUUAAUGGAUUUACAUUUUGUGGGUCUGGAAAUAAGGCUGCAUGCUUAUGGUCAUGUGAUAUGACAACUUAUAAAAGUGGAAGUUCUUGUGUAGCUUGUAAUUCUUGCUCUAAAGGAUGUAGAAGAGCUAUUUCUUGUAAUAUUUGUGAUGAUUCGUUAUGCUCCGUUUGUACAGGAUUUGAGACUGGAAAAUGCACAACCUGUGUGACUAAUGCAUCAAAAAAUCCGACGAAUUGUGCCUGCAACCCUGGAUUUGUGGCUUCUACUGAUGGGUUUUCAUGCAUCUCGUGCCCAAUAGGAUGCAGUAUUUGCAAUGGAAGCGGAUAUUAUCAGUGCACAAGCUGCCAAGCAGGAUACUACUUUCUUAAUAUACAAUGCCUAACUGAGUGUCCAUGAGGGUAUAAUCAAAACUCAGCAACUCAUAGCUGCGAUCUUUCGUCGACUGCAUAUUCACUUAUGUUUUCAAAUAUAAUUCUUUUAAUGCCUUGUAUAAGAUAACUAUGUAAAUUAAUUUUAUACAAUUUUUGAUCAAAUUUAUUAUGUCUUAAAAUUAAUUUAAUUUAUGAAUAAUUUUUUAGCUGAAGAUUUCAUUAUUAUAACUAUUUUUUUAACUCCCCCCCCCCCCCUCCGUGAGCGAACAAAACCAUUAGAAAAAUCGCCAUUUUUUUUGACCAAAAAACCCACCCUCCGUAAGUGAACAAAAAUUUUUUUAAUAGAAAAAAUUUUAAUGGAAAAAAAUUUUGAUAUAUAAGUGAUAAUUAGUAUAAUGAAAUCUAGAGCUAAUUCUGUUUAAUUUUAAACAAAUUGCGUUUUAAAACAUAAAUUUUGCAAAUUAAAUUAAUAUUUGCUUCCCAAUUUUUGCAAAUUAGGAUUUUUUUAAAUUUCGAAAAAAAUAUUUUUUAUAAAAUUUAUAUAUAUAAAUUGUUUUUUUAAAAAAAAAAAUUAACCCCCCUCCGUGAGCGAACAAAAUUUUUUUUGUUCGCUCACGGAGGGGGGGGGGGGAGAGUAAGUUAAUUUAUCAAAUAUUUAAGAUUUCAAAUAAUUUUGACUGCCCUCAAAAGGGGCAAGUAAAUUAAUAAUUAAUAUAAUUUAAAUUUUAUAAUUUUUUAACUUAAAAGCCUUUAAAAUUUAUAGAUAAUAAUACGCAAAAAAAAAAUUAUUAUUAAUAAUGAAAAAAGUUUUUAAUAUCAAAUUAUGGGAAGUUAGAUACCAUUUCUGGAGUAAAUGUAGGCUUAUCAAACACUAAUUCAUAUCCAAAUUAUGAUACCAAUGACCCUUAUCCAUCUUAUUUAAGAGGAUACUAUUACAAUUACAACAGCUAUUUAAAGAUAAGUUUUAUGUUUUCCCCUUCCUUUUCUAUUUCAUUAUGGAUAAGACCUCUAGCAGCUGGUUUUGUGAUAUCCAAAUAUAUUUCUACUACAACUAUUGUACAAGUAAAAAUAUCAUCAGGCUAUCCACAAAUCUCUCUUCUCUUAUCAGAUUCAUCAACAACCAUAUCAGUCACGGGUGCUUCUAAUAUACUUGCUGGGGGAUGAUUUUACAUUUCUUUUGACUGCACAAUUAAUUCUGAUGGGAAAACAACAAUAGCAUCUUAUAUUGAUGGAACUUCUCCAGCUACCUUUACCACAUCCACUCCUCUUUACCUUCUAGACAGUCAAUCAGGAGAUCUCUAUAUAGGGCAUUAUAGCUCAGGAUUCACUGGCUUUUUAUGGAAUGUUAAAAUUUACAGUCAAAAUAAUAAUGCUUUAAACGACUUCAAAACAACUGGAUGCUUAAAUAGCUGCACAAAGUGUCCAAGCGAUUCUACUUGUCUAGAUAGUUGCUCAAUAUCUCAAUACAAUAGUGGUUCUGCUUGCACUAAUUGUAUAGCGACAUGUGAUAAGGGAUGCAGAAAUUCUGAUACUUGUAGGCUAUGUAAGACAAAAGAAUGUGCGACAUGUAGAGAGUUUACAGGAGGAAAUUCAUGCUUGACCUGUAUAACUAAUGCAGUUAGUGACGGGUCUGGUGGUUGCACUUGUGCUGCAAAUGCUUUUUGGAUCUCUUCAUCUCAAACUUGCGAAUUUUGCGAUGAUCUUUGUUCAACAUGCAUAAAAACAACUUAUUUUGAGUGCUCAGCUUGCUCACUCCCUUCAUUUUGAAAUCAAUAAGUUUUUUUCUGCUUAAGAAGUAGAAUAAUUUUAAAAAAAUAAUUUAUUUAUCCUAAAAAAAAUUGAUAUAAUUUAAGGCAGAAGCUGUUUAAAUUUAUUUUUAUAAUCAAUCUAUCUUAAAUUUAAUAGGAUUUAAUUUAUAAUAUUCAAAAUAAAUAAUAUUAAUUAGAGAGUUUCGACUAUAUUUUUAAUUUUAUAUAUAAAAAAAUAUUUAUGUUAUACAAAUGAUUGAUUUUUAAUAAAUAAGAUUUUUGAAGGCUUAUCUUACAUUUCAAGAGGAGGUAUUAUGAUUAGGAUUGUUAAAGAUAUAGCCAUAUUGGCGACGCAUCACCAAAGACCUCUCGUACGGGAGCCCUUUCUACUUUACGUCGAGCCUCCAAGUCGGUCUAGCUUUAACCGCACAGUUCAUCUCCUCCUUGCCUUGAGGCUUCAGUCUUGAGUUGAUGGCUUAUAGAUUUUUGCAGCUUUCUAACAGAGACGAUUGGAGAGUAGCAGGAUGUAAAGAUUAGCUCCUUGGAGUCUGAAGGCUACUGAGAAUUUUUAUUCUGCAACUAUAAGGAAAAAACUGCUUCCUAUAGAAAAAAACGCCCAAGGCUCCAAAGAGCAUUGCUAGACACCUCCAUUUUCUACCAUCAGGAAGUAGUCAAAACCUAUCAGACACAAACAACUCUUGACUCUCAGCUUGCAACCCGUUCAAAUUAGCCUUGGCCUUAAGGUCUUGAUUGCUGUGGCAAGAGGACGGCUUGACAUGUGCUGCCAUCUUGAUAUAAAUAUUUCAAGGGGAGGGAUUUAGGAAGCUAUCAAUUAGUUGGGCAUGUUUGUUUAAAGGGAUGCCCAUAUGGAUUUGAUGCUUCUUGUUCGUCAGUAUCAACUGCAGUGAUUGAUCAAUCUUUCAAUACAGAUUUUCAAGGCUCAUAUGGAAUUUUUACAACAGGAACUACCUCCACAUCUUUUCAGUUUUUCAAUACCCCUGAAUCAUAUGACCCCAUACCUACAUAUAAGCGCGGCUUAUUUUUUGAUGGAACCAUGUAUUUAUUAUCAUCAACUAGCGUCUUGCUUUCUCAUAGCUUUUCAAUAGGAUCUUGGAUUUAUAUAAUAACCCACGGAGAUUGGCUAGAAAAGCAGACCCAAAUAACUGUUCUAUCCUCAACAGGAACCAUAACAGCUAAUAUGGAAAAUCCUUCACAGACCUUAACUCUUCAAUCUUUAUCCUCGAGCAGCUCUCUAAACAGCUGAAUUUAUUUGUCAUAUACUUUCAGUUAUAAUUUAGAUACUACAAAUAUAGUUAUUUAUAUUAAUGGAGCUUUAGUUGCCACCUCAGCUAUCACUAAUUAUAUAAUAAGAGAUGUCCCUGGCACUAAAUUAAUUCUCGGGAAAAGUAGUGCUUCUGGCUUUAUCGGGUUUAUUAAUACUUUUCAGCUAUGGAAUGUCCCAAUUAGUGAUUUUUCAAGCUAUGUUAAUAACAUUAUAUGCGGCACAGGGUUAGGCCAUUCUUGCUUAUGAUCUUGCGAUUUAUCUAAUUACUGGAGUGGGAGUUCUUAUUCAGCUUGCAAUUCAUGCAGUAAAGGAUGUGUCAGAGCAGGAACAUGCAAUAUUUGUUAUGAUUUAUUAUGCUCUGUUUGUACAGGAUUUGGCUCAGGGAAAUGCAUUCAAUGCGUUUCCAAUGCAAGCGGAGCUCCUUGUGCUUGCAAUACUAAUUAUAUGACUUCUUCAGAUGGAUUUUCAUGUGUAGCAUGCUAUAAUGGCUGCUCUAAUUGUACUUCUCCUUCUGGUAGUAAUUGUGUACUAGUUAAUGAAAAGAUAUUUGAUUUGGAUCUUAAUACUCUCAAUCGAGUCAUUUAUGAUAAAGCAAACUCUAUUCCAGUUAUAACUGGCUCAUCUAACUUUUACCCAAUAAAGUAAUAAAUGAUUAAAUUAAUAGAGAAUGUUUUGCUAUUAAGAAUUUUAAAGCUGCACUGUGAUUAAGCAAUUUUAUCCAGACUAUGAAGUUAAUGAUCCGAUUCCUGCCUAUUUAAGAGGGUUUUAUUUUAACGGCCAAACUUCAGUUUUGAGACUGCCAGAGUAUUCAAAUUAUACAUCUCCAAGGCUUGUCCUUACAUCUACUUUCACAAUUUCUCUAUGGUUAAAUACUGAAAGCUUGUAUGGAGCUUUAUUAUCAAAGCAUGAUAUUUCUGAUAAUUAUUCAUCAUUAUUCUCAAUCUCACUAAUAAGCAGUAAGCCAUCAAUCUCUCUGACAAUAAACUCAUCUCCUUUAUUUUUUAUGUGUCAAAAAUCUGUUAAUAAUUAUGAAUGAAGCCAUAUAGAAUUUACAUUUGAGACCACCCAAAGCGGGGAUAACGCGCUCUCUUGCUAUAUAAAUGGAUUAUUCGAUUCAUCGGAGAUAUAGAAAUUGCCCGAGGAUGGCGCUAUAUUGCGCCAUCCUCGGGCAAUUGGAGACACGGCUCCACAUGGGAAUUGUGUUCCACGUGGGAAAAUGUGGAUUCCACAAGUGGAAAAAUGGCUCCACACGUGGAAUACGGUUCCCGUGUGGAGCCAAUUUUCGCUUGCCCUAGGAUGGCGCCAUAUAGCGCCAUCCUAGGGCAAAUCCUAUAGCUGGGUCUGGAAUUUUUCAAGAUAAAGUACCUCAUACUGCAAUGUCUAUAGGAGCCCAGCUUAGUUCUCAGACAGUUUAUAAUUAUUAUCAAGGCUUCAUUUAUACCAUACAGAUAUACAAUAUUUUGAAGCCUGUAAAUAGUCUAUCAACAGUUUUUUGCACUGAAAAUUGUAGUGUUUGCCCAACAAAUCAAAUAUGUAUUCCUAACUGCAAAAUAAAUGAAUAUUGGAGUGGACCAGGCUAUAACGUCUGCUAUCGCUGCAAUAUAAAAUGCACAAAAAGCUGCAGGGAUUGACGAUCUAGUUGCUCUCUAUGUAAUAAUUUACUAUGCAAAAACUGUAUAGAUUAUUCUUCUUUUGGCUGCGUAGCUUGUAAAGAAAAUGCUAUAAAUCCUGAUUCCUGCAUCUGUGACGUAAAAUAUGUUCUUGACACUUCGAAUAAUAGUACUUGUAUUGUUCUUAAGCCAGGUGGAUUUAGAGGUAUGGAUGGGAUCUUUUAUUCUUGUCCAAAAUUAUGCAGCAUAUGUGAAUCUUCGAUUAAGUGUACAUCUUGUGUCGCAAAUGCUGGUCUUAAAAAUGAUCUCUGCUAUUGUAAUUUAGGCUUUAAUGGGUCCACAAAUUGCAUUACAUUACUCAGAUUUUAAAUGGUAAUAUCUUCUGCAGAGAUUAAUUAUAAAAUCUCCAUUUUAAUUCCUAAUUUAUGAUGCCAGAAGCCAUUUUGUCUAGCAAGUAUUCCAGAAGAGACCUACCAAAGGGCCAGAAAGUCUCCACUGGUCACGUUGACCUCGCUCCAGAAUUUACUUCUACGUGUAUUCAGCAUAAGGGUCACCUCCUUGUAUGUGUCAAGCGGAAAAACUUUAUACGUCCUAAUAUCUUGAACCAAAUGAUUUACCUUAUUGAUAUACCAUAUUUGGCAUUGUGCACCAGCUAAACCGAAUCCCAUAACAAUUAAAUUCAUGGAGGAAUAAACCAUUUCCAUGUAUAACCAUUUUAUUAUUAUUUUCCACAAAAUUGCACAUCUGUUUAUUUUUCAGCUAAACUUUCAGCAUUAUCAGAUAAUUCUUUGUAUCUUACGUUUUCUGAUAACCUUGUGAAUGCUCUUUCUGCAUCAAAUUUUACGGUAACGAUUGAACAGCAAGGAGAAGUUUCAUGUAAAAUUGAGCAGAUAAAUGGAACGUGCUAUUAUAUUUCUUUGAAAAUUGAGAAGGCAAUUUCAAAAGGUACCUUGGCUACAAUCGAGUUUAUAAAUUUGGAAGAAAUGAGAUCUGUUUCUAAUGGAGUAUUAAACUCGUCAGAAAUUUCUGUGCCUUUAAAUUCGUAUGAUCCAGCUCCAUACUCUGCAACAAUUGAGUCAGUUACAUCACAAGCAUCAGCUGGUUCUCAGGCUGCUAUUUCUGGAGCUGUUGCUUUAUCAAUUGUAAAUCCAAAUCCGAGCUCUUUGUGAAGUAUGAUGAACACCUUACAAAUUCUUAGUUAUUUAACUUUAUCAGGAAUACCCUUAUCUAGCAAAAUGAGCUCAUUUUUGAAUAAUUUAAAUUCUUUCAAUUUAUUCCCAAAUGCAUUUACCUAUAUUAUUGACAAAAAUGAAGGAAAUACUCCAUACUCUCAAGCAAAAGAAUUUGGAUUUGACUCUGAUCUUAUCUUGAUAAACCAGGGCAAUGAUUUUACACUAAUUUUAGCUUCUUUAGCAGUUUUUCCUGGGGUUUUCUUUUUAUCACGAUGCUCAUAUAGAUGGCUUGGCAAAAAAUUUACAAAAACUCUCAAAGGCUAUCAAUUUGCAUUUUACUUGCGAUUUUGAAUUCAAUGCUAUCUUGAACUGGGAGCUGCUGCUAGUGUCGGAUUUAUUACUGCUGAGUUUGGAAAUGUGACACAAAUUACCAAUCUAACUAUUUGUUUAGCUGUUUAUAUAAUUCUAUUUGCCACUCCUCCUGCGUAUUUCUGGUUUUCCUAUAAAAAUAGAAAUCGUAUUCAGUCAAGAGAAAAGGGCUUUACUUCUUUAUUUGAUACUUUUUUUUAUGAAUUUAGAAAUGAUAAAGGAUUUCUUGCAAUGCAAUAUUAUUUUGUAUUUUUUGCAAGAAGGCUUAUCUAUAUAAUAAAUUUGGUGUUUUUAAGAGAAUACCCACAAACAGAAGUUACUAUUAAUAUUGUUCUUUCAUUAAUCACAAUUAUGCACUUAGGAUUUUUUAGGCCUUAUGAAGAUCCAAUUUUGCAAAUAACAAAUUUAGUUACUGAAAUAAUGAUUUGUUUAGUAAUGAUCUCUACGUCAGUCUAUUUAUUUGAUCUCGAGCAAGAAAUUGUAUCAGGAGUAGAGAGUGCGAUUGUGGGAAUUGUCCUUACAGUUAUGGCAAUUCAAACAUUUUCUUCUGUAUUUAUUUUUGCUAGAACUUUAUUUGAAGUGAUUCAUCGUAAGCUGACUAGAGCAGGCAUUAUGAGAAAUACCAUUCAAGCAAGAAAUAGUCAACUUACAAAAAUAGAAAGAUAG
Messenger RNA from Blepharisma stoltei, 11025 nucleotides. The record is from the annotation of a GenBank genome assembly. NCBI's taxonomy places the organism in Eukaryota, Ciliophora, Heterotrichea, Heterotrichida, Blepharismidae.